AGUGUAAAAAGUCUGUGAAUAUUCUUGGUAACAGUCAUUUCCUUUACAGCUCAAGGAAAUUGCGUGUUUCAGGAAAUAGACCCAACUGACUUUUUCUAAAGAAAUCACGCAUCAUGGCAGAGAAUGAAAACAAAACUGCAACCAUGGACUUUGACUGUGCUUUCCUCAAAUCCAAGAGGGGUGUUGUGAAAAUAGCAGAGCUGGUGACUCUGCUUGUUGCCUUUGUGUGUUUUGCCGCAGCAUCCACACCAAAGUACACUGUAGCCACAGUGCUGGAGUUUCUGAUCACUUCACUUCUGCUGUUGCUAUACCUCUUGAAACUCAACAAAAGGCUGACUUUCCUCUUUUGGCCUCUCAUUGAUUUUUUCAAUUCAAUAUUUGCAGCAGUUUACUUUACUGUCUUGAGUCUGAUGGCUUUGACUUCACAUCCUGUCACAGGCGCACUGGUUGGAGGGAUAGUGUGUUUUAUCUCUGUUGGGCUGCUGUGUGUGGACAGCUUCACUCUUUUCAAGAACAUCACAUUCAACAAACCAAGAAAUGAAGUCCAGAAUCAAGUUGAUGAAAGAAGUUAAUUAACUAAAACAGCUUACAGAUAAAUAAUCCCAUUAAUAAAUGCUUCUACUAUGCAAUAUUUAGCAAUAGUUUUGCAUACAUUGAAAAUUUUCUGCUCCUUGAUAGCUUGAACUCUCUGUGCAUAUUUAAGAUUUGGUACAGUGUCCAAAAACAUUGUUUUUUUUUUGUUUUUUGUUUUUUUUACAUACAUAAAGCAAAAGUUUUGCAUUUCUAAUUUAUUGUGUAGUUUUCAGGAGUAGUUCUUCAGGUGUCUUGUAGGACAUUUUAAUGCUCCCCUGUGGAUGCUGGCUGACUUGUUCUUUUCUCUGUCAAGGGGAUCCCACAGUGCUUCAAUAAUGUUAAGGUUUGGGCUCUAGAUAGGAUUUAUUACUCCAUAACACCUGUGGCCACUAAUUGUCACACCAGUUAUUAUAUAAUAAAACAUAUUUUUCCCUGUUUCCUUUACUUUAUAAUGACUUCUUGACAACCAGUAGUUCAUAAAGAGCAUUUCUGAAGAGGCUUAUGUGAACAGUAGAUGAUUAAAUGUCAGAUCAUUGUUGGAUUUAGCCCGUCCCAAGUUUUUUUUAUUUAUUUUUAUUUUUUCUCUCAAAUAUCCCUUUCAGAUGCUGUUGCUAGGCAAACUGCGAAAAAUCAAUAAAGAUAUUCUUUGUU
Molecule: messenger RNA, 1224 nt
Organism: Melanotaenia boesemani (Boeseman's rainbowfish)
Lineage: Eukaryota; Metazoa; Chordata; Actinopteri; Atheriniformes; Melanotaeniidae
Product: proteolipid protein 2
Exons: 4
Coding region: 114-572 (152 amino acids)
Cellular component (GO): membrane
Source: RefSeq, a predicted model, not a curated record